Molecule: messenger RNA, 651 nt
Organism: Magnusiomyces paraingens
Lineage: Eukaryota; Fungi; Ascomycota; Dipodascomycetes; Dipodascales; Dipodascaceae
Exons: 2
Coding region: 1-651 (216 amino acids)
Biological process (GO): protein retention in ER lumen; endoplasmic reticulum to Golgi vesicle-mediated transport
Cellular component (GO): membrane; endoplasmic reticulum; cis-Golgi network
Molecular function (GO): ER lumen protein retrieval receptor activity
Source: RefSeq, a predicted model, not a curated record
AUGAAUAUCUUUCGAUUUCUUGCGGACAUGUCACAUGUUCUCAGUAUUCUUCUUCUUUUACAAAAGAUUCGUAGCAGCAAUUCUGUUGCCGGCAUUUCAUUCAAAACACAAGCUCUGUAUGCACUUGUUUUUGUGACGAGAUAUCUCGAUGUUUUUAUUUAUUUUGUGUCAAUAUACAACACAGCUAUGAAGAUUCUAUUUCUGGGAACAUCAUUUUAUACCCUACAUGUUAUGUACAAGAAGCGUGAUAGCGGCACCAUUGCUGCCAACACCAUUGACACUUUCCGUGUUGAGUUUUUGCUUAUCGGAUCACUUGCGUUGGCUUUGAUUUUCCCAUCUGAACGAAUUUACUCGGUUACAAACAUUUUAUGGACUUUUUCCCUGUGGCUCGAAUCAGUGGCCAUUCUUCCACAGCUCUUUAUGCUGCAACGUACUGGUCAGGCUGAAUCUUUGACUGUCCACUAUAUUUUUGCGCUGGGAUUGUACCGUGGGUUUUACGUCCUCAAUUGGAUUUACAGAUAUUACUUUGAUAACUGGUUCAGUCUGACGUCGUUUGUCACGGGUAUUAUCCAAACCGCGUUAUACUCAGACUUUUUCUGGGUUUAUUACCAAAAGGUCUUGAAAGGCAAGAAGUUUGAACUUCCCCAGUAA